GUUCAUGAUUACCUCGUGUUCUUGAAAUCAAAUCGAUAGUUCAGUUAAUUUAAUUAAGCAAGUAGCAGCUAGCGAAGGGUCUUACAGAUAUCAAACCCCUGAGAAAAAGAGCGGGAAUGCGAAUUUCGACAAUAAUCUCCUCAGAACAAUUUUAGUCUACAACACUUAUAAAGAGAAUCAGUGACACUUGAAGAUGGAUUUUCCAAAACGCAGCAAGAUUAAGCCUUUAAAGACUCCAGACGAGGAGUCAAUUGAUCGAUUUGCACCACAUAACUGUAUGUUUUACAUUGUACCACCACAAAACGAUGUAAGUUUAAAGGAUUUUGAGGAACUGGCUAUUGAAAGACUGAAAUUGCUAAGAAUUCUCGAGCAAGCUGGAUUAAAAUAUCCAAAAAUAUUGUCAGAUGAAUGGAAAGAGCAUAUAAUCAAUGAGUUGAAUUUAGAAGGAUUAAAGUAUUUCGUAAGAUUAAUUAAAGGCAAUGGAAACACAGAUCAGGACAAACAAUCUAGAAGACGAGACUAUUUAUCGCACUUUAUUCUCCGUUUUGCAUAUUGUCGCAGCGAGGAACUAAGAAGAUGGUUUAUGGCUCGUGAAAUGGAGCUGUUUCGGUUCAAGUUUAGUGCACUGAGCUCUUCAGAAAUUAAGGAUUUCAUUGAAAUUUAUGAGAUGGGAUAUCGUCCCAUAAACGAUGAGCAAAAGAAUGAAAUAAGACAAGAACUACAGAAUAUGGUCACUGGAAGUGUCGAUAAUGUUGAUUUCUAUAAAGUUAAUUUCUUGUCAGUUCUGGAUCUUGUUCGUCAACGAAAAUGCUUCUUAAAAGGUGGAUAUGCUUAUGUUAGUUCUAUGGAUUUUAGCAGUAUAAUUGGAGGUCAUCAUCAAAAGUUUAUCGAAAAGGGAUUAAUGUCACAUUUAAAGUUAUUACCGGAAUUUGAGAAUGAUGAGAGAAUUGUUGGUAUUAUUAAAGGCUUGCAUACAUCAUAUGUUGGAAAGGAUUAUACAGUCAAUAAGGAAGCAGAUAUACCAAUCGAAAGUCUCAAUCAAUUGUCUUUAAAAAGUUAUCCUUUGUGCAUGAGAAUGUGCCAUGAUUCACUUAGAACCACACAUCAUUUGAAGCAUGGAGGUCGAAUUCAGUAUGGAUUAUUCUUGAAAGGUAUCGGAGUUACUCUCGAAGACUCAUUGCGGUUUUGGCGUGAAGAAUUCACUAAAAAUAUAGAACCGGAUAAAUUUGACAAGACUUAUGCUUAUGGAAUUCGUUAUAAUUACGGCAAAGAAGGUUCACGAACAAAUUGGUCACCUUAUUCAUGUAUGAAAGUUAUUAAUACAGCCCCAAAUCCACAAGAUAUACAUGGAUGUCCUUUCAAAUUAUGGGAUACAAUAGAAUUAAGAUCAAAGUUAACAACUUAUGGAUUAAAUGCUAUGGCAGUUCAAGACGUUGUAAGUUAUGCUAGUAAAGGUCAUUUUCAACUUGCUUGUGGACGCUAUUUUGAAGCUGUACAUGAGACUAAACUUGAUGAAGGAAUUACUCAUCCAAAUGCAUACUUUGAAUACAGUCAAAUAAUUAUGGGAAAUAGACUGGCUAAAGAGAAAAGUACUCCAACAUCGCAACAAUCAAACUUUAAUAAUCGUAAGCAAGUACAGAUGAAUAAACAACAAGAAUUUAAACGCAAAAUGGAUGCUAGAAUUAAGGAAGAACACGAUUUUGAUGAGGAACUUUGGAAAUUGUCACAGCACGAAGAAGAAUUGUUAACUCAAUGGAAGGCAAGACAAGACGCAACUCAAACCGAAAUUUCACAAAUUGCAUCAAUGGAUUGGAACGAUGAUAAUGAAAAUGUUGAGGAUAUGUCUCAAAUUGCUAAUUAUUUGUAAUCAUACCUUAAUUAUUCCUUUUUAAUAAACACCUUAUUUUAACGCCAA
This is a messenger RNA of Chironomus riparius, 1915 nucleotides long. Lineage: Eukaryota; Metazoa; Arthropoda; Insecta; Diptera; Chironomidae. The record is from the annotation of a GenBank genome assembly.